AUCAUUGAUCUGCAAAUGAAAUCGUAACAACAAUCCACAUUCAUCUCAUGGCAUUAUUCCAAACUGAAAAAUUCUUUAAAAAAAUAAUUAGCAUUUUAUCUCAUUCUAUUACGCAAAGUUUAUCAUUACAAUCUUUACAAUAAUGAGAAAUAGUCUUAUUCAAAAAUUAUUGCAGCAAUGUUACUCAACAAAUUUCAUCAGACAUAACCUCCAAGCGGUCAGAAUCUUCAAAGAGAAGGAAUCUCCGGAUGCAAGGCAAGUGUAUCAACUUGGUGGUAAAGAAAAUCAACCGAAGUUUGUGAUCAAGUAAUAUCACCCGACAUGACGUCUCGCUUCGAGAAGGAGCGUGCGAAGCAGAUUCAGGAUAAAUGUCAGGAUCUCCUGACGCAAAUGUUAAGGGAUGAGGACAAUAAGUACUGUGUCGACUGCGAUGCCAAAGGGCCAAGAUGGGCGAGCUGGAACCUGGGGAUAUUUCUCUGUAUCCGUUGUGCAGGGAUCCACAGAAAUUUGGGCGUUCACAUCAGCAAAGUCAAAUCUGUUAAUCUAGACACUUGGACACCGGAGCAAGUUGUGAGUCUCCAACAAAUGGGAAAUUCCCGAGCCCGUGCUGUGUACGAAGCCAACCUCCCUGACACAUUUCGCCGUCCCCAGACAGAUUGCAGCCUUGAGAGUUUCAUUCGUGCCAAAUAUGAGCAUAAAAAGUACAUAGCCCGAGAGUGGGUGCCUCCAACCCUUCCUAAAGUCAAUUGGGAUAAGGAGCUUGAUGAGGAGGCAGAGAGACAGCGCAGACGAAAGAAGGAAGGUAAUAAAUCCAGUAACAUCCAGAGCACUCUCCCACCAGUGAAAAAGCCUGAAGUAGUUCCCCAACUGCCAAAGCCCCGCAGUUCAGUGAGUCCAAAGCCAUCGAGAGCUACCAACAAUGGUGGGGCUACCCUGGACCUCCUGGGGUUGGAUGGACCCACGAAUCAGACAAGCACAAAUGGCUCUGGCUCUGGGGACGACAUAUUCUCCUCUUUUCUCUCAGCUGCACCCACAGCAUCAUCCGCACCAACAUCAACCUCAACGAAUAUCACCACCGAAUCAUCGACUGCUAGUAAAGCUGAUGAGGAUAGUUUCUUCAAUCAACCAGCGCCCACCACUCAGGAAAAAAGUAAAAUGACUAAAGACAGUAUUCUCGCACUUUAUGGGACACCGAGUCAGCAGUCAGUAUUUGGUGUUGCAAGUGGUAUUUUCAAUCAACAGGCAAUACCUCAGUACACACAACCUUUACAAAAUGUGGGAAAUUUUGGACAGAUUAAUCAUGUCCCUGGACAAAUGCAGAUUAAUAGCAGUCAGAUGAAUGUUAAUGGCAUUGGGAUUAAUCCUCUUGGAGGAAGCCUGCAGAUGGGGGGUAUCAAUCAGAUCAAUGGCAUUGGAAAUCAUGGAAAUCAUGGAGUUGGCAUGCAGACACAAACGAGUGUUGUGACACCUGUAGGAGCGCAGAUGAUGCAGAUAGGACAGCCUCCAGCAUCCACCAAUAAUGGUUGGAAUGGAAUGCUUGCUCAGAAUAUUCAACCCGCGCCAGGGAGCAAUCCCUUCUUUAAUUUAGCUGCUCAGGCUCCAGUCAGCAAUGCCUUUAUGACGCAGUUGCCCCAGCAGAUGUCUCAAAUGUCCUUGGGGGGACUGGGGAAACCAGCACCUGCUGCACUUCCUGGUCAAACGUUGUCGAGCAAUUUGUGGCAGUAACGACGUGUAUGACUGGUAGCUAGAUAUUGAUUAUUUUUUUCACCUUUACGCCCAUUCGAUCUUAUCUGUGUUAAAGGUGAAGAGAAAGAUGAUGAAUUAUCAAUUGUGUGUCCGGUUCAUUGAAAUUGUCAGGUGCGCACUGUUCUGCUCGUGAAAGUCGUCUUGACCCGUCACCUUUUAAUCAAAAAAUUAUCCUUCGUUGAACGAGAAUUGUGGAAAGACAUGUUCAGGAACGAACUUCCAUAUAUUUGUGAAUUGUAAAAUAAAAAUUAUGAAGAUUAGUUUAGUGGUGAAGCGAUAAAAUGUGAUCUCACAGGGGAGACAAGGAAUUUUUCACUUUAAUUAAUCCUGACGUAUCUCCGUGAUGAGGGGUUCUAGAGAGAAAAAUAUGGCCUUCUAAUUUUUCUCCUAAACUCAUUCAUUCUCGAGUUCGCUGCAAAAUCAAAAAAAAAUUCAUCUUUGUAUUUUGUAUCAGUUGACAACUAAAUUAAUUCCUAUUUCUACAGAUUACUCUGCUAAUGCCUCCAAAAUUAUGACGUUUGAUUGGGAGGGGUUUUAUUUAUGGACAGGAAAUUUCUCGUGAAAUAUUUUUUACGAAUUUCUCCGGUUCUCGCCUGCGUAGAUAUUUGCAAAAUAAUCUGCAGGUUUCUUUUAGAACUGUCUGAUUUUUCUAUUUACCCACUGAAAUUCAUGUUGUAAACAUAAACAAUUCGUACGUGAUGAAUAUUUUGUCAGAACUGAAUAAAAAGAAUUCAAAUUGAUGGGAAAAUAAUGUCAUCUCAUGAUAUUAUCCACAACACAAUCACCAUUAUAUUUGACAAUUGUAAAUACUAUAAUCUUAUAGAUAACAAUUGCAAUGCAUAUUUUAUUACUUGCAAAGGAAAAAAAUGAGAAAUAAAAUUACCGUGUCAAGAUAAUUCGCCUUAUUGCAGAUGAAGAGAAUUAUUAUUGAAAACAGUUAUUAUUGUUCUAAUAUCGAAAGUAUUCGAUUUGCUCGAAAUAUUUUACCUGAGGAUGUCAGGGGUAUUCCAUGGACUGUUAAAAAAUUUAAUUUAUUUACUGGUAGAGAACAAUAUAAAAGUCAUUUCAAUGCGAUCUAUUCUUGAAAAACAACGAGAUUAAUUCCCCAAUAUUUCGAAAAUUUGUUCGGUUUGUAUAGAUAUCACUUGAACUUGACUGAAGCCAAUUGAUCCGAGGAAAAUUACUUGGCAAUGAUCUCUGGCAAGUUUAACAUUAAUACUCUUUCAUGUGCUUCAGCAAUAAAUUGUCGAGUUGGAAAUCGUGCGCUAUGUGUAACUCUGUUGGAAGCUGUGGUUGUUCUGUUUUGGAAAUUGAACCCAUUUUUGUUUGACGGAUACUCCUUGGGAUAAUCCAUGGAACCAUUAAAAAAACAUCACAAAGAUUGACGGAACAUGAAGUGAUUAAGCACGUUAUCAAGUAGAAUUUUUAUUAACUAAUUAUCUCGGAGGUGAAGAGUCGUCAGAGAAAAAAUGUCGAGAAAGUUCUUCAAGUUAUUUCGUGAUGUGUAGGAGCUCAUUAUGAAGAUUAUUAAAUACCACAAUUAAUAGAACUGGUAAAUCACUUCCCGUCUCCACGCGAAGAAAUUAAUUUCGUAACCGUCCAAUGAAAUUUUUUAUUUUAAACAUACGCAACUCGACAAUAAGUCUUACUCUCCUCCUGAAUUAUCGACUUGUUCUACUGGGACGCCUAAUUGUUAAAAAUCGUAAAUAAUUAAAGUAUUGUAAUCGGCCUGUUGUUAGUGCCGGAGUUUAAAUAAAGAUCAUGUUUUGAUCGCAGAGUACGUAAUUAUUGUCUGUCAAUCGAAAACUAGUCUCGACCGUUGCGGCAAUUGGAACUUAUUCUCUCUCCCACUAUUGAUCCCAAUUGUCGCUGGAAGUUGAUUGAUCGGUCGUAGAGGACGAUUGAUGGAUGUAGAGGAGUCUAUUGACUUUAAUUUUUAAUGAAAGGUAAUGGGUGAAUCUAUGUGGAUGAGUGAGAGUGUGCAUUGGAGGGAGAAAAAUAUUGGAAAAUUAUUGGUUCAGAAAAAAGCUCUUGGAGAUACAUCAUCUCGAAAAUUUCAAACGGAUUAUUUUGCGAAUUCAUUAAUGAAUGGCGUCAAUGAUUUCAAUAAAAAAAAUCUGUUUCAAACGAUUCUUAUCGUAAUGGACAUGGAAUUUUUUUAAUUUGUCUCCUAUUCUUCGUUACGUCACUGUGAAUGAAGGGAAUUAUUCCCAUAAUUUGAAUAAUUGGAAUUUCUAAAGUCGGGAUCGAAUCGAAUCGAAUCGAAUUGAAUCGAAUCGAAUCGAAUCGAAUCAAAUCGAGUCGAAUCGAAUAAAAUCGAAUCGAAAGUAAAUGAAAAUUUUAAAGUUGUCGUUUUUUACUGAUGAACGACUGGCAAUUAAAUUGUUUACCGAUUAUGAACGAAAUGUUAGAUAAAUGAAAUUGUCGUAAUUACAAUUGUAUUAAUCUUUAGUCAUACAAGAAAACGAACUUAAGUACCAUUGGUAAUUGUUGUAGUUACUAUUAUUACUGUAGCGUGUAAUAGGUCCACGUGUUUUUUUUCUACGAAUUACUAUUAUUUUAUUACUUCUCACAAAUUGGACUGAGAUGAGGAGGUGAUAGCAGUACUAUUAUGCAUAAUACAUUCGUUGAACGUCAAUCGAAUUAAUUUUUUAGGGUUUAUUCCAUAAAAUAAUGUAUACAUCAGCGAGAUAUUGGCGAAUUCAUGAGCCAAUACCGAUGACUGUAAAUGCGUGGAUGUAUAAAGAGCAUGAUGAUAUGGAAAUAAACAUUGAAUAAAUA
This is a messenger RNA of Fopius arisanus, 4527 nucleotides long. Its product is annotated as stromal membrane-associated protein 1. Gene Ontology annotation, cellular component: cytoplasm. The record is from RefSeq and is a predicted model, not a curated record. Bases 322 to 1725 code for a protein of 467 amino acids. NCBI's taxonomy places the organism in Eukaryota, Metazoa, Arthropoda, Insecta, Hymenoptera, Braconidae. The transcript is spliced from 6 exons. Gene Ontology annotation, molecular function: GTPase activator activity; metal ion binding.